Messenger RNA from Trichomonas vaginalis G3, 2853 nucleotides. RefSeq names its product TAG-278-related family. The record is from RefSeq and is a predicted model, not a curated record. Lineage: Eukaryota; Parabasalia; Trichomonadida; Trichomonadidae. Bases 1 to 2853 code for a protein of 950 amino acids. The transcript has a single exon.
AUGAGCGACCCAGAAAUCUCCAAAUAUAACAUGUGUAAGAAGCUUUCGCAACUGCACAAGGUUAUACAAUACUUAUUAGUGAAUUUAGAUGAACAGAGAUUUCAAGUUGAGAUAUUAUCGAAAGAUUAUCAGUCAAACGAACGCACAAUUUUCGAUAAUUAUGAGCAAAAUGCAACAAGAAUCAUUAAUAACAUCAAUGUUGGAUUAAAUAUCGAUUCUGUACAUAAAUCUUUUUAUAGAAAAUAUGACAUUUUAAAAACAGGAUUCAAUCAUGUAUUCAAUGAAUCAAAUAAAGAAUUUGAUUCAUGGGAAAAUUCAAUUCAACAAGCAAUUGGAGCAAUAAUCGCAGAAAUUACAGAAAUUAAUGAAGAAAUCAAAUCUCAAAGCAAUAAUAUAAACGAGAAAUUCUCAAAAUUCAAUACAGAGCUACAACAAAAUAUAAAAAACGCGUCUUUUCAAUCCAGAAAAGAAUUAGCUGCAAUCGAUAAAGAUAAUAGAACGAGAUAUGCACAACUACAAAGUGAAUCCGAAGAAAAAAUCAAUAAUCUCAUGAAAUCUUUUGAAGAAAAGAAAAAAGGAGAAGAAACAAAAAUUCGAGCUUCAACUCCUCUUCCAAAUAUGGGUCGGAGAUCUUCAAAAUCACAAAAAGAAAGGAUUUAUAAUAUCAGAGAAGCUGCUUCAUCCCUUAAAAAGUCAAUUUCUGCAACAGAAAAUACAAAUAAAAAUAAUUUUGUUGGAUUCCAUUCGAGAGUUCGUGCUAUGAUAGAUCAAAUGAAUGAAUUGAAAGAAAAUAAUCAAAAAGAAGUAGAAAAUUUUCAUAAUAUAAUUGAAAAUCUCGAAUCAGAAUUACAACAAGAAAAAUCGACAGCUGAACUUGAAAAAGAAGAAUUAGCUAAAGUACAUGAAAAAGAAGUCAAAGAUCUUGAAAAAGAGCUUGAAAAUGAAGAAAAAAGUUAUAAAUCAGAGUAUGAACAUCUUAGUCGAUUAUAUGAUAAAGAUAUAUUUGGCCAGAGUUCAGAAACUGAUUCAAUACGUCAGAAAUUUUCUCCAGAAGCUCUUGACCUUCAAAAUAAUCAAAAACAAGAAAUUAGUUUACUUAACACUUCAAUAAAUGAUUUGAUGACUGAAUUAUCAAUAUUUAAAGAAAGAGCUGAUGAUAUAAUUGCAAAAUUGGUUCGAAAACAAGCAGAAAUGGCAAAUUCUUUUGAUGACAUCGUAAAAGAAACAAAAGACAGGUACGAUAAUGAUAUAUCUGAGUAUAAGAAGGAGUUAGAAGAGGAAAUGGCUUCAAAAAAGUUCCAAAUUGAAAAUAAUAAAUCAAUAAAAUCAAAAUCUCAAAAUUCUGAGAUUGAAAUCAAGAAAUAUAAGGCUACUUUAUCAGGAUUAAUCGGUGCCUAUCAUGCAAAAAUAGGUACAUUGAAAGAAACAGAAGAUGCAGAAAUUUAUAAGUUAAAAAGUUCAUUUGAGACCAAUUUCCAAACCGAAUCAAAGAAGCUUGAUGCAGAAUAUGGAUCAAUGAAAGCUAAAUCUGAUAUAAAUUUUGAAAUCGCUUCUCAAAAAAUUCAAAGAGAGUUUUUAGACUUCCAAUCUAAACUAAACUCGGAAUCUUCAAAGAAUUUGGAUAUGUUUGAUGAUAAUUUUGAUGAAAUUAAUAAAAUUGAAGAAAAAUAUCAAAAUGAAUUUGAUGAAUUGAAGAAAGAAUACGUCAAAAUUAUGCAAGUUAGCCCUCCAAGAUCCGAAAUAUCCGUUGUAAAUCAUUACAAUUUCUUGCUGGCAGAAAAGUCCAAAAAAAAUGAAGCAAUUAAAUUGGAACGCGAGGAGAUGAUAGCUGAUUUCAAAAGAGAAUAUGAUUCCCUUACAAAUACUCGUCCAAGAACUAGUUCAAGUGAUAAUGUUGAACAUAGAAUUGGACAAGCCAAAAUUAAGAUGAUGAGUAAGCUUGUUCAAUACGAUAACACUAUUGCUUCUAUGUUGAUAGAUCUAAAGAAACAAAAACAAAGAGCAUUAGAUAUUGCAAUUACUUCAGAUGAUCCAAAUACUGACAGUUUGAAGGCACAUUUGCAAAAUUUGCAAGAAGAAAGUAGUGAAACUAUCAAUAAACGUAAGGAAAUUGUUGAUAGCGAGAUCAGAGCUCUUCAAGCUGAAUUAUAUACAGAAAUUGAGACACAAAAGACAGAAAGUGCUAAACUAACCGCAAAAUAUGAGUCAGAGAUUGUGAUUUUAAGAUCAGAAGAACAGAAAUUGAUAGAAAAGAAGGUAAAUUCACAAAGAGCUUUUGAUAUUAAAUAUAAAUCUUUCAUUGAAGUUGCCAAAAAGCAAAUGGAAGAACUUCUCAAGUCAAUAACAGAUUUAAAGACAGGAAGAGUCAACAAAAUAGAAAAUGCUUCUCAAAAAGCAAAACUCGAAGCUGAUAAGCAGAAUUUAUAUAUAAUAGAAAACGAAAAACGCUUGGAGAAGCAGUUGAAAGAGGAAACAUUAAGAAUUAUGAAGGAGAAAGAAAAAUUAUCAAAUAAUCACAAAAAAUAUGAAUCUCCUGAAAUUGAUGAAGCCCAAAGAAAGCUGGAUGAAGCAAAGAAGAAAAUGUCGUUAAGAGGACCAAGGUCUGAAGAGCAGGAUCAAAUAGAAAAAUUAACUCAAGCUCUUCAUGCCAAAAAUCAAUAUUUAAUUAUGGUAGGACGAGAUAUGCUUGACUAUAGGUCACGUCUAAUCGAGCAGGAGCAGGAAGUUGACGCUCGAUUUGGCUAUGAACCUUUAGUUUCAAUUGGAAGUCAAGCUUAUAAUAUAAAGCGGCCAUUAACUGCAGUCUCGACGCUUAAAAAGCUUCCUAGACUGCCUGCUCCAAAUAUAGAGUAA